GCACUCUCGAAUAUGCAGAGAGGUCGUUGGCUGUCUCGACUUGCCUCAUGGUUUGCGAUCUCACCGCCCAAUUCUGCCGCUGUGAGUUAUUUACCAGUGAAAUGAACUUUGAGUUCUUCACGUCUGCACUCCCCCUUACUUGGUGACAUCCGCAUACAAACACGCUCGCAUACGCCUACGCUUUACCAGUCUACGCUGUGACAUCACUCUCGCUGCACUGCGACAUCCUCCAGUCGAAGCAUACCUUCAGACUAGCCCAUCCACACCUUCACAUCUACCGUUCAGAGUCCCCACCACCGCAACAAUGGCCGAAGAAAUCUCCUGGAAUGCGCUCGUCGCCAACGUGGUCGAGUGGAAGGACCGUCUCGUCAACAACUCGGUCAAGUCCUGGGAAGAAAUGACCGCACAACGCUGGAUCCGCAUCAUUGUCAUCGUUGGUGCAUACAUGCUCAUCCGCCCAUACCUCCUCUCGCACGCCGAGCGCAGCCGGAAGCGCCGCGCCGACAAGGAGGCCGCAGACCUGGGCCUCGAUGCUGGAACCGAGAUGUCGGCCAACGACUUCCCGAUCAACUCUCAGAUGAGAGGGAGAACGGCAUGGGCAUUGCAUUCCGCGGCGUUACUGGGUUUGCUACAAGCUUUGCGAAGCUUUUGGGGGUGCACAAAUAUCUAAUGGAAUGCGACAAGGAAGCUGGA
Macroventuria anomochaeta is the source of this 693-nucleotide messenger RNA. RefSeq lists its product as uncharacterized. Bases 305 to 670 code for a protein of 121 amino acids. Gene Ontology annotation, biological process: protein transport. NCBI's taxonomy places the organism in Eukaryota, Fungi, Ascomycota, Dothideomycetes, Pleosporales, Didymellaceae. The record is from RefSeq and is a predicted model, not a curated record. The transcript has 2 exons.